Molecule: messenger RNA, 3449 nt
Organism: Notolabrus celidotus (New Zealand spotty)
Lineage: Eukaryota; Metazoa; Chordata; Actinopteri; Labriformes; Labridae
Gene: tmem161a
Product: transmembrane protein 161A
Exons: 11
Coding region: 155-1645 (496 amino acids)
Source: RefSeq, a predicted model, not a curated record
AGCAUUUGAACGCAGCACACGACUCCAUCGCCGGUAGUACAUCCGGGACCUUCAGCAGUUUCACAUGUCAGUGUGUUCAGCUGUUUAGACUUCCCUACAUGUGAAGAAGGUCCGACAGCUUCUCUGGUUCUAUACACGGCUUUCGAGAGAAGACAUGGCUCUGAUGGGGAUUCAGCUGGUGGUCAGCUUGCUGGCUGCCAGCAUAAUGCAGAGGAUGGCUCCACAUUGCUCAUUUGCUCGCUGGCUCCUCUGUAAUGGCAGUUUGUUCCGGUUUAAACACCCAUCAGAAGGAGAGCUGUGUGCCCUGGCUGGGAAACAGAUGCCCAAACAGACCAGGAGAGACAGGAGACAAAAUGGGGAGAACAAGCCUCUUACUGUUCCCAAAGACAUCGACCUUCACCUGGAGAGAGCUCCUGUCAACGCCAUUGAUGCACUUGUGCUGCGUUUCUUCCUGGAGUACCAGUGGAUGAUAGAUUUUGCAGUGUAUGCAGCAGGUGUGUUCACGUUCACCGAGUGUUACUACAGCGUUGUAGACGCCAGAAAAGAGGUCAAUAUUGGAGCCAUCUGGUGUGUGCUGACUGUGCUGUUUAGUCUAAAAGCCCUUCACACCCUGAUGAGCCACUACUUCCGCUCUGAAGAGGGCGGUGAGCGUUCUGUGUGCCUCGCCUUUGGUUUUCUGUCUCUGCUCGUGGCCAUGCUGGUGCUGGUGGUCAGAGAGGAGUAUCUGGAGUUCGGCCUGGAGUCUGGCUUUUCUAGCCUCUUUGACAACUUGGAAGUCUUUGCCAGACAGCAGGGCUACGCUGAAUGGUCAAUCCCAGUGACGAAGCUCACAGUGAAGCUCGGUCUGGCUGCUAUUUGCGCUUACAUCGGAGCUCUCCUCGCCUUCCCCGGCCUGCGGAUGGCUCAAACUCAUCUUGAUGCUGUGCAGAUGAAUUCAGGCAGACCACUCAUCCAAAUUCUGCUGCACAUGAGUUUCCUGUCUCCAGUCAUUGUGUUGAUUCUCUGGGUGAAACCUAUCGCAAGAGACUUCCUGGCCAAUGCACCGAUGGGGAAGACCUCUGUCACAUUAGUUUCCAGUGCAACCUUCGACAGCAUGCGUCUGUGGAUCAUCGUGGCCCUGUGUGUGCUGCGACUAGGACUGACUCGUUACCACCUGCAGGCGUACCUGAACCUGGCUCAGAAGUGGGUCGAGCAGAUGAAGAAGGAGGCGGGUCGUAUUGCUGCAAUCGACAUCCAGAGGAAGGUGACACGUAUCUUUUGCUACCUGACUGUAGUUACUCUCCAGUAUCUGCUUCCUGUUCUUCUGAUCCUCUUCUCCACACUGGCCCUCAAGGCACUGGGGGACUUCUCCUGGGGUCCUGGUUCAGAGGACACUCCCGGAGUAACACCUGCUCUGGUGAUGCCCACACCCGCCCCUGUGCUGCCCGGUAGUCUGGAUGAAGACGAGGAAGGCAUAGAGGACAUGGAGGAGGACAUCCAGGCCACAGUAGCACGCCUGUCAGAGAGCUUCACAGCACUGCGGUCCGUCCUCACCCCGCUUUUCUUCAGAGGUUUCUUCGCCUUCCUCACAUGGUGGGUGGCUGCCUGCCAGGUCAUCAGCUCUCUGUUCGGCAUCUACUUCCACCAGUACCUUAUGCAGAACUAACUGAAGGAACACAGUGCCACAGUCUAUCUGCAGUGCAGCUCCAGCCUCAGCUGUUGUUACGCUGAUGCAGAGGAGCGCUGCAGGCGUUAAACCUCAGAACUACAGACAGAAUGCACCUUUGGUUUUGCUGCAACAGAAGUUCGGAGCAGGGUUGAGUGGGAAUUAGAUAGGCAGCUGACUCUGUUGAUUUUAUAACGGCUUCUUUCUUGCUCCUUUUGAAUUUUACUGACCAGCAGGCUACUGGUUUCUAUAACACAGAUGUACAGAGUGAGCUGGGGUCUGUAUCACAACGCAAGUUGGACUAAGGCUGGCUCUCUUUGGGUUUCCUGCCUUCUUUGAGUCCUUGAUAACGGUUACAAAGCUGGCUAUCAUUUGGUUUAGUUAACUCCUUGUUUACUGAGCCAUCUACUGAUGCAUUUACAUGGUAGGAGCAGAUUUUAAGUUAUAUACCAGAGGAAAAUUAAUUUAUUGCAGUAGUAUAAGGUUAUUAAGUGAGUUCAAAUAUUUUUGCUAUAAUGAUGCACCUGGAAAAGAACGAGAUACUUUUAUAAUCAAGACAAAACUAAUAAUUAAAAUAUGAAUAUGCUUCUAUUUUGGGCUAUAAGUAAGUAGGAAUCAAUCCUUUCAAAUAUGUUUGUAUAUAAUAUUAUUUAAAAGGGUCUUUAUUUGCUGAAAAUGUUGAAGAUAUAUAUACUUUCAAUAAGAAAUGACAGACAAGAAAAAGGAACAAAAGAGUUGUCAGGUGUGACCAGGAUUUAAUCUGACCCUGGUGGUGCACCAUAAUCAACCACGGUCAUCAACCUCAGUCAGAAGUGCUCCAGCUUCUUUCUACAGGUAAAUAAGGGAAGACCAAAGACAGCCAGCUUAACCUCCCAUCAUGCUUUGUGAUACAGUGUCAUAGUUGUCUUCCAGCUGUUUCUGCACCUUUUGAGAUGUAUCAAUGAUGUAUCAAUGCCAGUGUUACCUGAACUGUUCUGAACAGAACAUUGUUAAAUGCUGCAUAUAUGUAAGAUGUUUAACCGGUACUGGGGGAAGUAUACGUACUUCAUCCCUGUCAGGAUAAGUUGUUUUAUUAUUGUGAGGGACUCCUCGUCCCUCUAAGGAACCGAUUCAAGAGUGCUAAAUGGUUUUGUCGUCUUAUUCCUGCUGUAAAAUUUUGAUUGUGUUUAAGUUGUGAAGCUGAGACCGUCCUAUUAAGUCAAACACAGCUGAACAUGGAUCAGAGCUGUGGUUGUGUAUUAUCUUAGAGCUGAAGAGUUUUGCUUCUAUUUUUUUCCCUGCAGAAAUCCCUAAGUGCCUGAAACUUUGAAAUCCCCCUUCUCCCUGAUAAUACAUAUUUAGACUGAGUGAAGUUUUUUGAUAGAUCAAAUUGAGACCCCAAACCCAUUUCUAUUGUUAUUUUUUUAUUCUCAAACACUACUCACUGGUGUCAUUUUUAGUUGUAGUGUCUUAAAAAAAAACUACCCUUUUUUCUAGUAAUCAGUGUAAGAUUAAUCCAAGUGUGCAUCAGUGGUUUUAUUUAUUUAUUUAUGUCACAUUGGCUUUGAGACGUUGUUAUUUAGAAACGAAUCUGAUUCUGCAUUUCUCUACAUUCUUGUGUUCAGUUUGAUUUUGAGUGGGGUGUUUUUUUGUAGUAUAUUUGAAUUGAAUCCUCUGAAGUCAUUAUACUGUGAAGAUAAUGUCACAAUGUUGCUUUUUGAGAUUUUCUGAGUGCAUGUUGUUCUUACUUUAGGCAACAGACUGAACUUUAUUUUAUGUUGUAGUGUGUGUGUGUGUGACUCAUUAAACAUAAUUUUCAGUCUCA